Danio rerio (zebrafish) is the source of this 4622-nucleotide messenger RNA. The record is from RefSeq and is a predicted model, not a curated record. Lineage: Eukaryota; Metazoa; Chordata; Actinopteri; Cypriniformes; Danionidae.
UAUUAAAAGCAUGUGUAUUGUCAGACCACCUGUUAUGCCCCUGUGCUGGAGCUACAGUUCACAUUUCCAGUGUGUGGUAGUAAAUACAGGCCCAGGCUUGACACACACCAGGUAAACCUAAUUUGCAUGUAGAGCUGAAUGUUUAAUCUGCGCAUGAAUUCGUGUGUGUGUUUUCCCUUGGCAGAUGGUAAGCCGAGCAGCCAGUUUGUCCUCUUUCCGCUGAAUGGAGAAACUGGGUGAAAUUUUACUCCGUUUACUGCAUGAUUUGCCACUCCCAGACUGCUGCCCUGAAGGCCUGAUGUUGACGGAUGAGUCAUUGUGUCGUUAGCACACGCACAUGCACACACACACACACACACACAUCCUCGUAGACUCGCUGAACUGCACAAAUGUAGACGGCUGCGUGUGUCUCUCUGAUCUUCUGCUCUCAGGUGAUUUUUUACUGGUGUUAAUCUGAUCUUCACCUCUGGAGCUCCAGCAUGAUGAAGGCUGCUGUAUUCCUGCUUCUGUUUACUCUUGGGGAGUUGAGCGCUUCCUACACAAAUGACACCAGCAGUCGACAAAAGCGGGAUGCCGUCCUCAUUCGCACAAAGAGACGAUGGGUUUUAUCCACCAUUGAUCUGGAGGAAAACAUGCGUGGACCGUUUCCACUGGAAGUAACACAGAUGUUCAAUGACAAAAAGCAGGAAAACGUCAAGUUCCGCAUCUCAGGAGAAGGCGUGACCACACCGCCCAUUGGUUUGUUUAGCAUCAAUGAAAACACUGGGUCAGUUUUCGUACACCGGGCUAUUGACAGGGAAAUCAACCCUAUAUUUCAUGUGGACUUCGAUGUGCUGGACAAGGACACUGGAGCCCCGCUGGACAGAACACUGUCAUUUAAUGUGGAAAUUAAGGACCUGAAUGACAACGCACCUUUGUUCACUCCGACCACCAUCCCCGCAUCAGUUCCAGAGAACGCACUUGAAGGCCCAAUCCAAGCAACAUUACAGGCUCACGACAACGAUCAGAAGGACACUUACAAUUCUGAAUUCACUAUGCGUGUGGUUUCACAAGAUCCAGCCGUCCCAGUGUUCAGCCUGAGGGACAUGCCACAGACCAACAAAUACAAGCAGCUCGCCUUCUCGGGAUGCUUUGAUUUCGACAAAGCAAAGACGUAUAAGGUUCUAAUUGAAGCAAAGGAUAAAGGCACGCCUCCGAUGUCUUCGACAGCAACUGUUAUUGUGAACAUCACAGACUCCAACACCCACCAGCCAGAGUUCAGCUCCACUACAUACAACGCUGAAGUGAUGGAAAUGGAGUCAAACAAGGAGAUCCUGAGAAUUAAUAUCACAGACAAAGACACGCCGAACACUCCUGCAUCACGAGCUGUUUUCUCUAUCCUGAAGGGGAAUGAAGAGGGAUACUACAGGAUCGUCACAGACCCUAAAACCAACCAGGGAGUGCUGUCAGUAAUCAAGGGGAAGAAUUUCGAGAAGACCGAGAUCACACAGCUGGAGAUUGCGGUGGAGAACGAGGAGAAAAUAUUCCAGUGUGUCGAUGGAAAACGCACUUCUGCUCCGCCACCAAAGCCACAAACUACCAAAGUGGCAGUGAAAGUCAUCGACUUGAACGAUCCGCCAGUGUUUAAGAAGGUUAUUGAGAAAGUUUACCGCAACGAGAACGGGAAACCAGGAGAUGUGCUGUUCACCCCGGAUAUCAAAGAUGAAGAUUCAGACGUCAACAACAUCAGGUAUGAGUUAGUGAAAGAUCCUGCCAAGUGGGUGAGCGUUGACCCAAAGACAGGAAAGAUCACCACAGUUCAGACGAUGGACCGCGAGUCUCCGUUUGUGAGGAACGGCACCUACACUGUUGUAGUGCAAGCUAUAGAUGAUGGCCAACCUCCUGCUACAGGGACAUGUACCGUGGUGGUGUAUUUGGGUGACUUGAAUGAUAACGCCCCCUAUCUGCCCUCCAAUAAAACGGUCAUGUGUGCGAACAAUAUGAACCGUGUCCGAGUGUUUCCCGCAGAUGAUGAUGCUCCGCCGUUCUCCGGUCCUUUCACCUUCUCUCUGGGAGAUGAAGAAAUGAAGAAACUGUGGAAGCUGGAUCCCACCACAGGGUUAAACAGCUCUCUGAUAAGUCUGACCAGUCUGCCGUAUGGAAACUACACAGUUCCUCUGAAGAUCCAGGAUCAGCAAGCGCUGCAGUCAGACGUGGUCAUGUUUGUGUCUGUGUGUGAAUGUUCAUCACCACACACGUGUCGCGGUCUUCUUCCUCUGUCUUCCAGACUCGGUCCUGCAGCCAUCGGACUCAUGAUUGCAGGACUCCUGCUGCUGGCCCUUCUGCUCCUCUUUUCUUUCUUAUGCGACUGCAACAGCAAGAACUUUCAGCACAUUCCUCUAAGCCUGCAAGAUGAGGGAAACCAAACCCUGGUCAAAUACAAUGAUGAGGGAGGAGGAUCGGUCUUUAGGCCCGAGUCUAUGCUUGUUUCCAAUCUUGCCAUGAAAGAAAGCAUCAAAGUUGCAUCUGCGCCAGCAGUGGACUAUGUGGCCACUGAUGGAUUCAGGAGGAGUGAAAACGGGACCAUGAGGAGCCCCGGGUAUAAUCCUCAGUAUUUCUCAGGGGCGUUUCAGGAGAUGUCCAAUGGCGGAGGAGUGAUGAGUAUGCCGUAUCAGAGUUGGUCAACAGUGCGAAGGGAAAGGGAAAGCUUCAGGAAUGGAGGAGCUCAGCUGACCAGAGGGUACAGUGUGAGCCGAGUAGACCGAAACCUGGCAGAGCACAUCGAGAGGAAGAUCAGCGGGUUCCCGGAGGAACAGAGGGAUUAUCCGGUGUAUUCCCCGUAUCAGUAUGAGUAUGAGGGUAGAGGCAGCGACUGUCAGUCUCUGGAUCAGCUGAGCGUCAGUAAUCUGGGAGAUAACCUGGACUUUCUGCAACACCUCGGCCCAAAGUUCAACAAUCUGGGCAAAAUCUGCCAGCAGCCCGUCAACCACAGAAACACCCAGCUCUAAAUCACACAAGACAACCCGAGCAACUCCAUAUUUCUAUAACGCUUCAUCUGCAGACGGGUUCCGGGGUUUCAUUUUUACUUUUUGGAGACGAUUUGGAUUCAGUGUGCCUCUUGUGUCUUUUUGGAGACGAUUUGGAUUAAAUGUGCCUUCAUUAGAGUCAAAACAGGCAGGUGAUUGUGGAGAUAAGCUGUGAACUUUGCAUUGUCAGUGGCAAUUUUGGCCUGGAGGAAUUAUUGGAUACACUUUUUAUUGCUUAUGAAUGUAUCGGGAAGCAUGUCGGUGCUCGGAUGAACUACAUGUGCCAGCUUGCCUGAAAUGAUCAGAGGUGUUUUUUAGCCAAGGAUGUUAAGAUCUUCUUCUUCUUUUCUCACGGAUGAACUGAGGAGCCGCUGUUCUGCCUUUAGGUACUGUUUUUGUGCACUUUUGCUGGGAUGGCUGUCUUUGCACUGCUGGAUCACUUGUCUGUGUGUGUGUGUGUGUGUGUGUGUUUGUGUUUAGCCAAAAAUGACAGCUCCACCACUCACCUUUAAGCAUCACUGGGACGCUUUUCAGUCAUUGGGGUAGAGAUGGUUUUAUGUUUGCACAUUCACACCUUCAGCUUCUUAAUAUAAUGUCAGAAAAGUAUUGUUUGCUAAUCCUAAAUAGUGAAAUAUGAUCAGCCAAUGACUGUCAGAGUACGAAUAUUGUUGACAGUGAGUUAAAUAGUGCUGCUGGUAUUUUGAAGUCAUGCUUGCAUGCAUUUUCAGACAUGAUGUGCAAGAGUUUGGCAAGAGUUUGGCAUGCUGUCCCGGGAGAAAGCACUGAGCUCAAGGGAUCCUCGGGCUCAGGGCUCCCACCUUUCGCAGGGCGAGGGGAGAUUGAGCUCAGGUCGAUCUCAAACUCCCCUGUUGCUGAGGCCAAGGUGAACGUCCCGAUUGUAAGACAUUAUAAAAAAGAUUUAGGCUUGUUUUAUCUAUAAUAUAGAGCAUAUUUAGAAGGUGGAAGGAAACUGGGGAACUUGUGGGAAACCCACACGGACACAGGGAGAACAUGCAAACUCCAGAAAUACCAGAUGACCCAGUGAGGACCCAACGCCAUUGGUAUUCUCGCUGUGAGGCAACAGUGCUAGUCACUGGGCUGCCAUGCACCCCUUCUGGAUAAAGGGGGGAGGAGGGGGUUUCUUCCAGACGAAGAUAGUUGUAGAAGGAAAUGAGGAUAUAUAUAGAACUUUAGGAUCCUUUGAUUGGAAGAUUGUGAUUAGCUAAUGUGGGCCAGCUGGGUCAAUCAUGAGCGCGUGCUCCUCUCGAAAUUAGCUUUACAAUGUGGUGUAACAAUAUUGGGAGUAUGUCACAAGUUGUGCUCAUAACAGUACAUCGUUAUCGUUCAUCUGUACUCGCCUUUUAAAUUCUGCUUGAUUAUUUUAUUGAAUGCCAAAGUCUAAAUGUGCGAAUAUCAAACUUUUUUUUACCUCAAUUAUUCGCUGGUGCAUUAAAAUGCAUGCCAAUGUGAUCGUGCACAUCAAAGUGUGAUCGUGCACAUCAAAGUGUGAUCGUGCACAUCAAAGUGUGAUCGUGCAAAUCAAAGUGUGAUCGUGCACAUCAAAGUGUGAUCGUGCACACCAAAGCACACGCCAGGUGUAAAGUCGUCGUGUAAAAA